Molecule: messenger RNA, 2353 nt
Organism: [Torrubiella] hemipterigena
Lineage: Eukaryota; Fungi; Ascomycota; Sordariomycetes; Hypocreales; Clavicipitaceae
Source: the annotation of a GenBank genome assembly
CGCAGACUGUGUGUGCUGUAUUGAGUGAGGAGCCACCUAAAAUUUUGACUUGACCAGUCUUCCGUAGCAAAUACGACACUACCGGAACCAGUUUGCCGAUCAACAAAAAAUCCAUUAAAUUAAUAUUCAAUUCGAAUUCUCGGCCCUGUCAAUUAUAUCCGGGCAUUCAGGCUUAGGAUACGACACCACCACGUUGAGCUGCGUGAAGGCUAGUUGAUGCCGUCUGAGCCGACAUAGCUGUCCAUUAUUCUUCACAAACGGACGUCAAUUUUAGUUCAACUUCGUUUGAAGGGGCUCAAUUUCAUAUUGUUUACUCUGUUCGGCCGCGAUAAGCAGUCAUGCCUGACUCUACUGCUGGUCUGCCUGAGCCCUCCGCCUCAUUCCAAGACCGCAAAGCAAAGAUCUUGAGCCAGCUUGCCGUUCCAGAUGCCGACUAUACAGAUGCCUCACCAAAGGGCUCUGUUGAUGAAGGGAUUCGCCCGCUCAUGCAUGACAUUAAUGUCGCCGCGGGCUUUGUCACCACAAGCAGCUGUGCUGGAAGAGUAAGCGUCUUUCUCGAAGGCCGCAAGGCAUCGUCAGCCGCUGCAGCAACCUCCAAUGUAACCACAGAGCCUCAAGACGUUGUGCCAGAAUCUGCCCCGGCGGCCGAUGGACCGAAUGAACGGUUAGCCGGUGUUGGCGGCAAGGGUGGAGGUGGCACAUGGCUCUACGUGUCUCAUGAUCCUCACUAUAAACCCUCUGAAGCGGCCGACAGCCCGCCUGGGACAUACUGGAUUGACCUCUUUGAUCUUCGCCAAUCGGAAGACCAGUCUACCUUGGCAGCUGACAAGAGUCUUGCGUCGGACGGAAAUCAAGCUCGCCUUAUCCAUUUCAAGUUUGAACCGAUGAUUCUCCAUGUCCUGACGGCAUCCCAUACUCAUGCACAGCUGCUUUUGCGAUGUGCUCUUCAUGCCGGGUUCCGUGAAUCCGGAGCCGUCAGUCUCCUGUCGUCUAACAGCGAUGACCCGACGGCAUCUGCCAUGCCUAUGGUCGCCGUACGAACCAUGGGACUGAGCUUCGAGUCACUCAUCGGCCAAGAAACGGCAGAUGGUCAACGGCAAAUGCUGGUGGCUCCGGCAUAUCUGGAUGUCCUAAUGAAGAUUGCCAAUGAGCGAUUCGAAGAAAACACAAAGCGCAUUGCUCGCUUUGCUGCAGCGUUUGCUGACGAGAUGACGCCCAAGAUAAAGAAGGCUCCAGAUGGCGGUGACUGGGAAGACGCUGCUGCAAGACGAGAGCGCAUGAAGACAGAAGGCUUGAGACGAAAAGCCGAAAUGGCCAAGUUGAAAGAAGCCCAGUCACCUACUCUAGCGGAUAAUGACCAAGACGAUAUAUAUGUACAAGACAUGGACGCAUAAUGAUACCCAAUUCUAUAGAGCAAGAGUUUUCCUAAUUCACAUUUCAUGCAUCACGUCAAUAACAAUCACUCAGUCUUGAAUGUUUGUAACUUUGUUUUUUAUCCACAGCUCAUGCCGUGCUAUAAUGUACACAAAUGCUAUCCUCGUCCUGCUGUCGUUCGUCCUGCUCCAAGACUUGACGCCAAUGCUAUAACAUCCAUCGUAUGCUUUCUUUCUUUCUUUCUUUUUUAAAAAUCCAGUUCCGUCUAUAAUUUUACGCCGUAACCUUGUCGACCCAAGUCUUCUCCAGCUUCUUGACUUCCGCCUUGAACGUCUCAACCUCCUGCCAGCAGUCCAACGGUCUACGGUCAUUCUCGCGCAAGCAGCGGACAACCUCGCUGCGAGCCUUCUCAACGCUCUCGGGGAGCUCGCGGACCUGCUUGCGCGACUCGAGCUGCUUGCGCAGAGCAUCGACCUCCUUGCCGAGGGCAGCGCUGUCCUUCUCCUUCUUCUCGCCGUCCUUGGGCUUGAACUGGUCGGCGGCGGCGGCAAUCUUCUCGUGGGCGGCGGUGAGGGCCUCGGCCUGGCGCUUCUGAGCCUUCUUGAGCUCGUCAGAGACGCGGUUCUGGAUUUGCUUCUCGAUCAACUUUGCACGUGAGGCGUCAGUCUGCGAAGGGGUAGUUAGCUUCGUGUCCGGAUGCUGGUGAUGCGGGCGGCCAUUUCGAGGCCUUAAUCGCAUGGUAUGGAGUGUCUGCUAUUGCGUACCUCGGGGGAAGUCUGUAUGGAGUCGAGAACGGGCGACGAGACGCUGGGAGGGCCUGAGCUGUUUAAUCCCAUUCAUGUUAGCAUCGGCGAGUGCUGAGGCCGGUCCAGCGGAUCGGAAGCACUGGUUUUCAAUUUGUACGUACGCCUUCCAUUGGUAGCUGCCCUGGGCAUCGGAUUUUGACGCGCUGGCACCCAUUGUGAUGAUUCAAUUGCGG